ACUACUACUAUUACCUACAACAUACUCGAAUUCUUUUUUUUCCGUGUACAUGUACCUGGGUGCUCCGAGGGCACGUUCGGCGUACUUCACUUUGAUUUUGGUGCCUUCUCCACCGAAUUCGAUCGACUGCUAAUGAAAAACCACGAAUAAAACCAAAAACCAAACCAAACCAAAUCAAAUUUAAAAAUAAAUAUAUACCAAAUAAUAAUAUAUGUAAUGAUAAUAAAAAAAAACUACUGCUACCAAAUACUUCAAAAAAAUAUAUAAUAAUAAAAAAAAACCGUACCGAACACUGCCUCGUUUGCUGCAUGUGGAUCGCCUUAGCAGCCUUAGCCACUGUCGGGGCCCAAGUGGUCCCCCAAAACGCUCACUGUGUCGUCUACACAGACAGCUGCGGACAGUUACUGGACACCCUCCCGGUGUGCCAAGAUUUUAAUCGACAAGUGUGCAACCGUCCCGCCUGCAAGUUUAUCCAUCUCAGUGACGGAAACGUGGAGGUGAUCGAGAAUCGCGUGACCGUGUGCAGGGACGCAGUGAAGGGCGCGUGCAUGCGGCCCCAGUGUAAAUAUUAUCACAUACCGGUCGCGUUGCCGCCAGCACCUCUGAUGGCGAUCACAUCGCCUGCGACGCCCUAGUUACUCCUUCUCGUUUAGCGGAUAUAUGUAAUUCACGACGAGGCGAGCAAGAAGGAACCGACAGACAAGAGUGAUACAGUAAACAGAAGCUAGAGAGCGAAAAAAAGGGACUUGACAAAGAAAAAAAAAGGACAAAAAAAGAACAAAAAGAAAACUACAAAAAAAAAAAAAACAAGUAACGAACAAAGACGAGAACGAGAAAGAGGCACUACCAGAAAACGAACAAACACAAGAGCUUCUCAAGCGCAGGUUUUGCCGGAUCACGAUCAUUCUGAUCGUUGAACAAGAUCGACGAGAACAAAAAGAAAAAAAGAGACGUAUCAAGGGGAAUGUGUGUUUCAAUGUUUUCGUCCUCAUCGUUCUCUUCAUCGUUGUCGUCGUCGUCGUCGUCGUCGUCGUCGUCGUCGUCGUCGUCGUCGUCGUCGUCGUCGUCGUCGUCGUCAUCGUCGUCGUCGCCGUUGUCGUCGUUGUUAGCGACAUCGAAAGAACCGAGUUUCGAUUCUAUUUCAUCCUCCUCUGCGAAUCUCCUCCAAUGCGUAGGUUUUCGUCGAGCCAGAUAGAGAUCAGGAGAAAAGGCUAGCGUAUCAAACGCGAAUCAAAGAGGAAAGGUCGGACAGAGGAAUGAAAUCGUCGUUCGUCGUUUCACCAGUUGAAAAAGGAACUGUACGAAUUCGUUUCUCUUCCUGGCCAUUCUCUUUCUCAUGUCGUCCCUUGAAGAUGAAAAAGAAGAAACGCACGAAAUUAAAUUCGUUCGUAGAAACAAUUCCCUCGUCAAAGCAAUUCGGCGAGCUUCACUCCCAAUGGAAGGAAAUUUACUAUUGAUUUCUAGCAGACCAUUCGUAGAUUAUUUGCGCGUUUAGUCGCCACGAAGCGUAAUUUACUGUUCGAGAGUUCGAGGUUUAUCUCGCGAGAACGAAAAUUUCUCCAUGCUAAGACGAUAAAAGCGUUCGGUUCGUGCGAAUUGAUCGAAAAAAGAGGAUACGGUAUUUCUGACUGAAGCAGACAUAUCGAGUGGUCGUUGAAAUUGAAAAUCAGCCAAGUCGCGUCGCGUCAGCGAGAGAAACGUCCUCGAGAGGAUGCUCGAAACACGUCACGAUCGAGUGCCAGUACACGAGGUCUUCCUUAACCUUGCCUUCUUUCCUUCUUCGUUCACUCAGACUUCCAUGAAAGAGAGUCACAAACCUGUCUAGUCUAGCUCGCUAAGAGAGCAAGUGGAUUUUCACAAUUUCUGCUUUUUAAGCGUUUUUAUUCGUUUGAAAUUUAACUAUCGCGCGAGUUAACUAAUCUUUCUAAAGCUUUCUAAACUUUGAUUAUUCCAUGUGUCGUUCGUUUAUAAGUGACUGUUAUCGAAUCUCUGAUACCUAAUUUACAAUAGAAUCGCCGCAGGUAACGAGGUAGCGAUGAUUUUCACGUAAAGUCCACGUAUUUCUACUUGGUAUUUCGCCGUCAAAUUUUUCAAACCAAAUCUCCGUUUUCCCCGAAAACUCGUCAUAUUUUUUAAAUCGUAUUCUCCAUUUAUCGAUUUCUUAACUAUAUCCACUUAGAAGUAUCUUUUAAUUUCAAAGUACCUUGCAACCGGUUUUCAAAAGCACGCAUUUCCUUUGAAAACUUCCAUUUGCCUCGACUGUCUUGUUGGAUUCGAGAUUUCUAUGUUCUUCCACGCGAUUGCUGAUCGAAAACGGGUAAAAGAAACGAGACGAUGUAGCUGGCAGUUCAUCGCGAGACACAUUUUCUAGACAGAAAGGCGAAUAUUCGCGAGAGUAAAACGAGGGAAUACGCUGAUAGAGCGUUGAUGUUCCGUAAAGAUCUUGCUACUACUAUGUGUACGUAUAUUAUACGCGUACUAUGCAUACAGAGGGAAACGUGGUUAGGAGUUAUACGAUCUCCCGGGAACAGAGAAUUCCGAGUCGUAGGAUCGUAAAAUUUCUCCACGUUCGUAGCAAUCGAACGAAUUCAUAUCGUACGAGUAGGCUGGCUCAGACCGAUGGGAAUACUUGAUAGAAUUAUUUAAUCCUUUUGAUGUUGGUUCGGCUAUUUUAUCGUAUUUCAGUGAAUCGGUAAGAACGUACUGGGAGAAGUUGAUUAAUGAUUUCAACAACGAGCGAAAUGUUAACGCAAUUUCUGUUUAAACGUUAUUGUGAUAUUUUAUGAAUACUUCAUAGAAUAUUUUAUAUAGUGUGUAGCAUGGAUAAAUAUAUCUAGAUAAGUAAUUAAAAUGAGAUAGUUUAAAGAUAAUUUAUGUCGUAAGAAAGUCAUAUUGUACAUAAUAUGAUACCAUUAACGUUAAUAUCUUUUUUCAUCGUCGACUCGCUCGAAAAUAAUUUCUGUGCGUUCUUUCGUCGAAUUGGUUUGGCAAAGUUCGGGCAAACUUCGAUCGAUUACCAUCAUCACGAGGGUUAAAGAUAUACAUUGGUCAGCCAUAAAUCCAGCAACGGCAAUCACCGAAUCUAACAAACUUCAAGGGACGUAUGCGCAGUAAAAAAAGAGAACUGACCCCGAUAUAUCGAAUAACGAAGUUUUUUAUACUCGUAUAUACACUAAACGAAAUCCACUGAUAUUUUGUUUCUACGUCGAUAUAAUUGCGCGUAUGCACGCACGUUUCAGCUGAUCGAUCGAAUGUACGUGCACACGCGCCAGGAGGCAUUGACUUCGCAAGAAAUUUUACGGCAAGCUAAAGAAAAUAUUAAAAGGAAGGAAAUCAAAGGAAGCAAAUAAUAAAAGCAGAAUUACAAUCGUAGAUUAAACGACGAAACGAAUAUAUACACGUAUAUUACGCAUAUUAUAUAUAAAUAUACAUAUAUAUGUUACAUAUAUUAUACUUAUAUAUACAUGUGUGUGUAUAUUAUAUGUGUAUAUAUAUAUACGUAAAGGAAACAAAAAUGAAUGUAUCCUUCCGAGGAAGGUACGAAGCCUUAUGACGUGGUUUCCGGCGAGUCUCAAAGUUUCCGCAACACUUUUCAUUCACUUUUUCCCUCUUCUUUUUUUUUUUUUUUUCAUGUUUGUCUCCAUUUCGCGAAGGGAAACACCGAUGAUCGACAUACUCUUAGGCGAGUGAACGCUAUUUAAAUAUUAACAUUACGACGAAUGUACGUGAUAAAUAUAUGUAUAUAUAUAUAUAUAUAUAUAUGUAUAUGUAUGUAUAUAUACAUAUACAUACCCACACACAUACCCACAUAUAUACAUAUAUACAUAUUAUACAAGAAAUUAUAUUUAAUUAAACAGUAAUGGAAAUCUUGCGACAAAUGAUAGAUAGAAAGGAAGAUAGUACAGAAAAAAGAUUUAGCACGGACAAUGGUUAAAAGACCACACACGAGAAAUAAAAAUAUUCUUUUUUAUAUCUGUCGCUGUUCGCAAGACGAAUUCGACGUGAAAUAGCUUUUCGGUUCCUACGUUUCUUUCAAACACGUUGCGUUUCCAAUGAUAUUUUUCGAUAAAGUAUAAAUUCACGUGCGCUAUCAGUGAACCAUGUUCGCGAACCGUUGAUCGCGAAUAGAAACUAAAUUGCGAAUAUAUGUGCAAAUUCAUAUUUUUAUGCAUAGAACUAAACAAACGGAAUGUAAACGGAAAUUUGUUUCAAAUUUGAGGUAGUAUAACGAGUAUUUCGUAGAUACUUUCUAUAUUUUUGCAUAGGGCGGAUGUUCCUACAACUGCCGUGUCUUUUACAAAAGAGAGAUAGCUUUAUGCCCCGAGCGUAAAAAAUUGAUUAUAAUCUGCAAAAGAUUUCGAUAUUCGUAUGACUGUCAGCCAAUAAUUGUCAGUCCCAUUGACUGUGAUCAGAUGACUGCCGGACAUUUUCAUUGACUGAGUAUAACUCUGUAAUUACUUUCUGCUUGCAUAAUGGCGUUCUUAAUGCUAAAACUGAUACCAUGAUCUUUAAAGAUUGGUUUUUAAAUACUAGAUACAAACAACAUCCGUGCUGUCCCUUUGUCUUCGUGUAAAUCCAACUUGCUGAUAAAACCCUUUCUUCGAUACGUUACUAUCCUAUUAAGUGGAACACCAUGGCAGUUGUAGAGACGCUGACAGUUAUAGGAAGAUGCAUUCUGCGCGUUUUUCUAUAUUUAAAUUUUCCAUAAAUGCAUAAGUAUUGAUAGCCUAAUGACUAAAAGGACGAUCGAUCGAUCGAUCGAUCUAGGUUUUUCCCGGUGUCGCGCGAAGGACCCACCGUCGACAACGAAGUUUUUCGUCGUCCGUACAUACUUUCACACAUUUUGUCUUUCGCUCCUUCACCCCGUCUCUAUUUCACGAUAUUAGCUAUACAAUUAAUGUUCGUUUUUAUUUUUUAUAUAUUGCGUAGGAACGUUAACCGAUAUAUCUACCGUACUAGUAUUUAAUUCCUUAAUUCUGCCCGUACACGUAUUCCUCUUCUUCACGUUUACUUCGACCUUUAUUUUAUUACACGUUUAUUUCCUUUAAUGAUUUCCUUUUAUCCAUUUUUCGUUCGUUUAGCGUAGCAAUCGGAAUAAAAGUAACGAUGUAGUGCAAUCGUCGUGCGUAUAACGUAAAGAGUAUUAUAUCGCGAUUGCGUAUAGUCCUUUCUAUCGGCGACUAGCUUGCAAAAAAAAAAAAAAACAAAAAAAUAGAAAAAAAAACAGGAAAAGGCAGUGAGAAAGUAUAGAGAAACUAUUUCGCGAUGUGAACGAAGUAUUUAUUCCGUCUAUCGUUAGUUUCAAUUGACGAGUUUUUUUAUUCUUUGAGAGACUUUUUUUAAUCGCGUUACUUUGAUUUUUUCCAUGUUUAUUCGAUGUCUGUUAUCACUAGGAUUAACUAUUAUUAUUAUUAUUAUUAUUAUUAUUAUUAUUACUAUUAUUAUCUAACUAUUAUUAUUAUUAUUAUUAUUAUUAUUAUUAAUAUUAUCAUUAUUUUUGUUAUUAACUCUCUAUAGUAUUCUCGGUGCCACUUUGUUUAUUUAAAAUUUUCCAACGUUCGAACAAGAUACUGGCUCGUACCCAAAUGAAUCGAAAGGUGCUACGGAGAGUUAAUAUUAUUACUACUAUGAUUAUUUCUCUUGUUAUCUGUUUCUUAAGUUCGGUUACAUAUAGAGUGAAAGAAAAUAAAAGAACAUGACCGUCCAGGAAAGACUUUCACCUACUUUCCCGACCAAGUGGCUCGAAGAGCGAGCCGGUUCGUCGAUCUCUCGGAUUUAAGAUUGCAAAAACGAGGAAACACGUUGCUGCGCUAGUCAUUAUUCGCGAUGGGCCGGGGUCCUUUGCGCGCUCUUUUCAAUUCUCCAUAGAGAUGCUGUUAUCAGUAACAUUAUCGAUUAUAUCGUUGGUUUAUCGAUAAGUUAAAUUGAAUUAAACGUGCAAGAUGUACGUUGCACGUAAAGCGGCUUCGAACGAGACGUAUCUUCUGAGAUGGAUCUGCAAAUUUUAACUAUUUUAAAUUGUCUACAUUUCUGCAUCUUUAAAUUCGUCGUGAAUGCGUAACCACGCGCAAUCUAGCGAUCAAUUCGUUGAGCGUUGCGUACAGUCUUUGCAGUCGCAAAAUCUGUUCGCCGGAUAUCGUAUCAUCGUUAUAUACGUUCGUCGGAUAUUUUAUCGAUAAUAUAGCGAUAAUCGUGGCAUCUCUACCUGCAUCUCUACCACUCCGUACACACAAAUACAUACAGAGAUACACACACUGGUCCACAGACAGCGAGACAGUCGCGUCGUUUGUUUUUUCUAAGACGAUUUCGAAACAAACUGUUUUUCUUUUAAUUGUUAAUAUUUUCUAUUUUUUUAUUAAGACCGAUUUGUUAACUACGAUAACUCGAGAAACGGGACGUUAGCGUUAAUUAUUUAAACGGACAUAAGUAUAACAAAGUACUCUAAUUGACAGGAUAUAAGCGUAUUAUAAUAAAUAUAGGUUAUUAAAACUAUUAUUAUUGAAUACAAAAGAGCGAAAAAAGGAAAAAAAUAUGGAAAGUGCGAUCUAAACGAUUAAGCAAGUAUAAAUGUUCCUGUACAGCAUUUAAGAAUCAAAGAACACGUAUAUACAUAUAUACAAGAGACGAGAAAUUAAAGCAUACACGCAUGCUCGUGGAUAAUGGAUGCGCGUGUAUGAAAAUUAUGUGAACGAAAAACGAAAUGGAACAAAUCAAUCGAAAUAUAGAUAUAUAUAUACGUGUAUAUGUAUACACACAUACACACUGACGUUUUUCGUUUUUUUUCUUUCUUUCUUCUUUUCGUUCACAUUCUUUCCUUCUUCUUUUCUUGCUUUCUUUCUUGUUACACAUUUCCUUUUGUUUCUCUGUUGGUAUUAGGGGGGAAAGAUUCACGAGCGAAAGUUCGACACUUGUAAAGUACUCGUGUAUAUAAGGUAGAAAUGUUACUUUGAGAAAGAGAGAAAGAGAGAGAGUCAGAGAGAGAGAGAGAGAGAGAGAGAAAGGAAAGAAACUUACCAGGACUUACAAAGUAUCGAGAAUUCUUAAAACGUUGGAUACGUCCACGAACGUGAUACGAACAAUCUUUUCUUUUUCCAUUUACCUAUUUUUUACCGACACUUUAUUGUCUCUAGAUACACAGCGAUCGGUUGUUAACUUCCCUUGUACGGUCUAACGCGAAUUAGUGGAAAAUACGGUUUCUUGAAAAUGUUUAAACUCGGCUCACCUUACGAAACAUCAUCGAAGAAAAACUCUGGAUAGCUGUUUCGAUUUUCUAUUUUCCUUUGGGCUACUAAACGUUCGAUAGACGAGUUACUGCGACAGAUGAUAAAGGAAAUCGAUAAUAGACGGACGAGUUCCUCCGUGCCCGUAACUAGCAUAUGCAUGUACAUACAUAGAAUUUAGAUAAAGAAAAAGUAUAAUAAAUUCGAGAAGUACGCAAGUA
This is a messenger RNA of Bombus pyrosoma, 7441 nucleotides long. Its product is annotated as zinc finger CCCH domain-containing protein 28-like. The coding region runs from base 309 to 635 and encodes 108 amino acids. The transcript has 3 exons. Lineage: Eukaryota; Metazoa; Arthropoda; Insecta; Hymenoptera; Apidae. The record is from RefSeq and is a predicted model, not a curated record. Gene Ontology annotation, molecular function: metal ion binding.